Molecule: messenger RNA, 570 nt
Organism: Pistacia vera
Lineage: Eukaryota; Viridiplantae; Streptophyta; Magnoliopsida; Sapindales; Anacardiaceae
Product: protein arginine N-methyltransferase 1.6-like
Exons: 3
Coding region: 263-568 (101 amino acids)
Source: RefSeq, a predicted model, not a curated record
AAGGAAGAUUGAAGGCUUUGACCAUUCAGUUGUCAAUACCACCUUAGGAGCAUGUGGUGAUUUACCAUCUUCAAAAGAGGGUCCUUGCCUGCCUUUCUUUAUCUGGCAGUGUGGAGAGAUUGGGGUAAUUAAUUUAUGUAGAAAAAACAAAAUUUUGUUUGAAAGAAAAAGAAAUAUAAAAUGUAAUUCUAGAAUGGUGAAUAAUUCAUACCAAUUUAACCAUGUUGGAUGUGUUUAGAAACUCAGUGAAGUAUUUACAGUCAUGGAGUUUGAUUUCACAAAACAGAUAAGUCCAUGCCAUGGAAAAGCCCAGGUUGAAUUUAUGGAGAGUGGGAUAUGCCAUGGAUUUGCCCUAUGGAUUGAUUGGGUGAUUGAUGCAGAGAACAAAAUUGUGGUGUCUACUGGACCGGAUAAAAGAUAUUGGAAACAAGGAGUGAAGCUUCUGGCCUCGCCUGUAGCAGUUGGAAUUGGGGGAGCUGAAAGGACGGGUAUAUGUUGUUCUACAUUAGUUGAAGCUUCAUUCGAUCCAUCCAGUGGGGAGCUCAACAUCCAACACACUUUCUCUUAAUA